This is a messenger RNA of Aureobasidium melanogenum CBS 110374, 1611 nucleotides long. RefSeq names its product conidial pigment biosynthesis oxidase Abr1/brown 1. Gene Ontology annotation, molecular function: ferroxidase activity; copper ion binding. The transcript has 7 exons. NCBI's taxonomy places the organism in Eukaryota, Fungi, Ascomycota, Dothideomycetes, Dothideales, Saccotheciaceae. Gene Ontology annotation, cellular component: high-affinity iron permease complex. The coding region runs from base 1 to 1611 and encodes 536 amino acids. The record is from RefSeq and is a predicted model, not a curated record. Gene Ontology annotation, biological process: cellular response to iron ion starvation; reductive iron assimilation.
AUGAUUGCUGCACCAGACGGAGUUGCUCGUCCUGUCAUCGGUGUCAACGGCCAAUGGCCGUGCCCAUCCAUCGAUGUCAUGGAAGGAGAUCGCGUGGUUGUCAACGUCUAUAACGGCUUGGGCAAUGAGAGCACGUCGCUCCACUGGCACGGCAUUCAUCAGAGAGGCACGAAUCAUAUGGAUGGCCCGAGUGGAGCCACUCAAUGUCCGAUAGCACCUGGCCAGAGUUUCACAUACGACUGGAUCGCCGAUCAAGCAGGUACUUACUGGUGGCAUUCUCACAACAUGGGCCAAUAUCCUGAUGGCCUUUGGGGUCCACUUAUCGUUCGUGACCCCAACCCGCCUUUCCACUUCGAUGAAGAACUUAUAAUUACCUUCUCGGACUGGUACAACGAACAAAUGCCUUACAUCAUCCAUCAGUAUCAGUCUGCUGCUGGUGCGGCAGAGGAUGGCACUCCCGAUCCAUCAGGAGGAGCCUUGGUCAACUCUGGCAGAAACGUCUCAAUUCACGUCAAGCCAAGCACAACGUAUCUAGUCCGUAUCAUCUGUCCAGCUGCUUUCAGUGGUCAUGGCUGGGUCAUCGAUGGCCACAACCAAACGACUGUUGAAGUCGAUGGUGUCUACACUGUACCUGUCGUUGCCACUGCCGAUGACAAAAAUGUUCGAAUUGCUCCUGGACAGAGACAGGCGUUCUUGAUGAGAACCAAGGAUGACACAAGCAAGAACUACGCCAUUCUUGAUUUUAUGGACCCAAACAUGUUGUUCCUCAACAAAGGACAGAAACCCACAGAGACCUAUCCUCUCAACGCUACAGCCUGGUUGGUUUAUAACACUAGUGCCGACUACCCACCACCACCAGUCCUAUACAACCUCGGAAAUGACAACUUCUUUGAUGAUGUUAACUAUGUUGCAUUGGACAAAGAACCUCUUCUCGAACCAGUUGAUCGACAGUUGGUCAUAGACAUGUCUAUGGAGAAUAUCACUGGCAUCUCCAGAUACACUCUGAACGGUCACACAUAUCUCGGCGCCAAAGUACCUACGCUGUAUUCAACUCUCACCGUCAACGAGAGUGAAGCGUCGAACCCAGAUGUGUAUGGAGAUAUUAAUCCUUAUGUGUUCAAGUAUGGUGAAGUUGUCGAAGUGGUCAUGAACAACCUGCACUCUAACCUCCACCCUAUGCAUCUUCAUGGUCAUCAAUUCCAAGUCCUCGAAAGAUCACUUCCCAAAGCUGGUUCGUUCCCCGGAACAUACUCGAACUUGCCACCCACGCCUAUCAGGAGAGACACUCUCAUGGUUCAGAAUGAGGGCUAUGCUGUGGUCAGGUUCAGAGCCGACAAUCCAGGUAUCUGGCUCUUCCACUGCCACAUCGAGCUCCACGUCGAAGCUGGCUUUACCGCUACCUUUAUAGAAGCUCCGGAGAAACUCGCUGCCAGUGACUUUACUCUCCCGGCUGAUCAUAUCAAUGCCUGCAAGACUUAUCCUAUGGAUUAUGUAGGCAAUGCCGCUGGCAAUGACUACAAUGCUCUAAAUCUGACAGGCGCGCCCACUACGGUCCCAACUGUUGAUUGGGGUGCCAUCUAUCCGCCCGUCGAGGACGACGCCCACAGCUAG